Molecule: messenger RNA, 2761 nt
Organism: Struthio camelus australis
Lineage: Eukaryota; Metazoa; Chordata; Aves; Struthioniformes; Struthionidae
Source: RefSeq, a predicted model, not a curated record
AUGUCUGGUAAUUAUCUUAACUAUUUUGUAGUUGCCUUUGGCCUGCGGAAAUGGAAAAGCUCUGUCUCCGUACAAGCAAAAAUGCCUCCCUGUGACUUUGUACCGGAAAAAUACCAAUCCUACACAUAUGAGCAUAUGCUGAAGAUCCGUGAACGAAACGUCUUUCCUUCCCUGCUAACAUAUUACAAGAAGCCGUUGUUGCUGCACCAAGGAUAUAUGCAGUGGUUGUUUGAUUAUGAAGGACGAAGAUAUCUUGACCUCUUUGCUGGAAUCGUUACCGUCAGUGUUGGUCAUUGUCACCCGAAGGUAACUGUGGCUACCCAGAAACAACUUGCUCGUCUUUGGCAUACCACUAAUAUCUACAUGCACCCAUCAAUCCAGGAAUAUGCCGAGAAGCUAACUUCACUUCUCCCAGAUCCACUGAAGGUGGUUUACCUGACCAACAGUGGGUCAGAAGCCAAUGAUCUGGCGAUGUUCCUGGCAAGGAUAUAUACUCAUAACUUUGACAUCAUCUGUUUCAGAGGAGGAUACCACGGAGGCAGCCCUUACACGCUGGGAGUGACAUCUCUUGGUCCUUAUAAGCAUGGCGUUGCCAAUGGCUUUGGCUCCUCAGCAACAAUGUUGCCAGAUGUUUUUCGUGGUCCAUGGGGAGGCAGCCGUUGUAGAGAUUCUCCAGUGCAAACCAUUCGAAAAUGCAGCUGUUCUGAAGGUGUGUGUCAGGCAAAAGACCAGUACAUUGAACAAUUCAAAGAUACUCUGAAUACCUGUGUGCCAAAAACAAUAGCUGGAUUUAUCGCUGAACCGAUUCAAGGUGUUAAUGGAACUGUUCAGUACCCAAAAAGUUUCUUAAAGGAAGCUUAUCAGCUAGUACGGGAAAGAGGAGGCGUUUGUAUUGCAGAUGAAGUUAACAUUGUGCAACUUUCCAAGCAUAGCUGCCCCCUGGUGCUUACUGCCUCUAUUCUGCUCUGUGGUAUUCUGAUUUUAGAAACAGCUAAGGUACAGACAGGAUUCGGUCGAACCGGCAGCCAUUUCUGGGGAUUUCAAACACAUGACGUAGUCCCUGACAUCGUUACUAUGGCAAAAGGAAUUGGUAAUGGUUUUCCAAUGGGAGCUGUUGUUACAACAAAAGAGAUUGCAAGUUCCUUGGCUCAGACUCUUCACUUUAACACGUUUGGAGGAAACCCUGUGGCCUGUGUAGCUGGAGCUGCAGUUCUCGAUGCUAUUGAGGAAGAUGGUCUACAAAAAAACAGUGAGGAGGUGGGAACGUACAUGCUACUAGAGCUCGCAAAACUACGGGAUAAGUUCGAAAUUGUUGGAGAUGUCCGUGGCAAGGGACUUAUGAUUGGGAUAGAAAUGGUGACAAAUAAGGAAAGUUGCCACCCUCUUCCAGAUGAAGAAAUCAGUCAGAUCUGGGAGGACUGUAAAGACAUGGGGGUACUGAUUGGCAGAGGAGGACUCCAUCGUCAGACAUUUAGAAUUAAACCUCCUAUGUGCAUUACUAAAAAGGAUGCAGACUUUGCUGUGGAAGUAUUUCGUACUGCAUUAGAGAGACACAUGGAAAGAACAGCUGAAAAAUAGACUGGAUUUGGUUCCUUGCACACAAGAUGCUCAUUGAACCCCUGAUAUCUGCCAUCUAGUCUCUGCGCUAAUUCUAUAAUUAAACUACAACGGACAAGAAAAAUCAUAGGCUGGAGAUGAAAUACUUGUUCAGUAUAAGAUGACCAUUUUUACACAACAGUCUAGAAAGAAAGUGUUUUGUAAACAUGUGGUUCAGUAGUGUUCUGCAGUAGUGUUUUGUAUUAGUUACAUACCUUUUCUAGUGUUGGUAUUAAAAAAACCCACUGAAUUGUAUUAACUUGAUGUCUUCUACUUACUCUGGUACCAUCUACAAAACUCAUGUCAAAACUGGCUGAAACACACAUGGCUGUUAAAAUAAAGGAUAGGAUUCUGUCUCCACUAGGACUUUAGCACUGACACAACUACUGUGUAAUUUAUCUCUUAAGUUUAUAGGCAACAAUAAUUUUUAGAAAGCAGAGUGACAGAAAAAGCAAAACUAUCCUUAGUUAAUAAACUUUCUUUGGACUACAGUAGCAUAUAGUAAAUAGUUUUAACAGACCUCAACAGCAAGCAUUUCCAAUUGUGUAGAUUAAAGUACAAACAUUUGUGAAACAGACAAGUAUGUCUUUUUACUUCCUUAAAUAAGAAAAAAAAGUACUAAUCAAUGCCAAGAGAUAAUACUGCAGAGCAAAUCAUCCCCUUUGCCCCAUGAUGUGAGACUCCAUUUAUAUAAGAGUAACCAAUCCCAGGAUGUGAAUCACCCUGAGCAGAACAUAACUGCAGCUUUCAAACAAACAACAUUAAAAUUGUUUACCCUUACUGCAAGGAUACACUGUAAUUAGAGCAAAAAGUCUGUAUGCACAUAAAUGGAAAAGUUUCUAAUUUCUGUAAUUACUUCUAGCAUGGGGCACUAAUCCUUAUCAACAUCCUCCCCAAAAAGUGGUUUUCUUUUCCUCAUACCCAACUAGAUAGCUGCUUUGGGAUUACAUAGUACAGCCAUUUAACAAGGCAUAAAGCAUGGCUGAUGCCAUGUAUUUCUAUCUUACAUAAUCAUAUUUGUUUAAAAAAAGUUUUGGUUCAUUACUUCCUUCAGGCUCCAACCAAAAAAAAAAAAGUGUUAACUGCACAUAUGUCAUUUUACUUUGAUUCCAAUUGUAAAGUCUGAAUCAUUUCCUAACCCAAUAAAAUUACCACGUUAACUUUG